This is a messenger RNA of Octodon degus (degu), 1355 nucleotides long. It is a transcript of the gene Nap1l1, whose product is annotated as nucleosome assembly protein 1 like 1. Bases 20 to 1171 code for a protein of 383 amino acids. Gene Ontology annotation, molecular function: histone binding; chromatin binding. NCBI's taxonomy places the organism in Eukaryota, Metazoa, Chordata, Mammalia, Rodentia, Octodontidae. Gene Ontology annotation, cellular component: nucleus; chromatin. Gene Ontology annotation, biological process: nucleosome assembly. The transcript has 13 exons. The record is from RefSeq and is a predicted model, not a curated record.
UGGAGUUUUUACAUACAACAUGGCAGACAUUGACAACAAAGAACAGUCUGAACUUGAUCAAGAUUUGGAUGAUGUUGAAGAAGUAGAAGAAGAAGAAACUGGUGAAGAAACAAAAAUCAAAGCGCGUCAGCUGACUGUUCAGAUGAUGCAAAAUCCUCAGAUUCUUGCAGCCCUUCAAGAGAGACUUGAUGGUCUGGUAGACACACCAACAGGAUACAUUGAAAGCUUGCCUAGGGUAGUUAAAAGAAGAGUGAAUGCUCUCAAAAACCUUCAAGUUAAAUGUGCACAGAUAGAAGCUAAAUUCUAUGAGGAAGUUCAUGAUCUUGAAAGGAAGUAUGCUGUUCUCUAUCAACCUCUAUUUGAUAAGCGAUUUGAGAUCAUUAAUGCAAUUUACGAACCUACAGAAGAAGAAUGUGAAUGGAAACCAGAUGAGGAAGAUGAGAUUUCGGAGGAGCUGAAAGAAAAGGCCAAAAUUGAAGAUGAGAAAAAGGAUGAAGAAAAAGAAGAUCCUAAAGGAAUUCCUGAAUUUUGGUUGACUGUUUUUAAGAAUGUUGACUUACUCAGUGACAUGGUUCAGGAACAUGAUGAACCUAUUCUGAAGCAUUUGAAGGACAUUAAAGUGAAAUUCUCAGAUGCUGGCCAGCCUAUGAGUUUUAUCUUAGAAUUUCACUUUGAGCCCAAUGAAUAUUUCACAAAUGAAGUGUUGACAAAGACAUAUAGGAUGAGAUCUGAACCAGAUGAUUCUGAUCCCUUUUCGUUUGAUGGACCAGAAAUUAUGGGCUGUACAGGGUGCCAAAUAGAUUGGAAAAAAGGAAAAAAUGUCACUUUAAAAACCAUUAAAAAGAAGCAGAAACAUAAGGGACGUGGGACAGUUCGUACUGUGACUAAAACAGUUUCCAAUGAUUCUUUCUUUAAUUUUUUUGCUCCUCCUGAAGUUCCUGAGAGUGGAGAUCUGGAUGAUGAUGCUGAAGCUAUCCUUGCUGCAGACUUUGAAAUUGGUCACUUCCUACGAGAGCGUAUAAUCCCAAGAUCGGUGCUGUACUUCACCGGGGAAGCCAUUGAGGAUGAUGAGGAUGAUUAUGAUGAAGAAGGUGAAGAAGCGGAUGAGGGUUAUCAGCUCUUUGAAGAAGUCAAAAGCUGCAGUAAACUUUUUCAACAUUGGCUGCAGUAAAUCUUUUCAAUAAAAGCUAUCUGGAUGUCUCAAGUUGUGUUGGGAAAUUUUUCAUAUUAGAAACUUGCCAGUUAAAUUGUAUUAUCACCAAACUCUGUAAUUAUGAAAAAUCUGUUGACCCAUAGAGUAAAUUGCAUUGAAUUUCCCCUACAUUAUGAGCCAAUUUUUCCUGCUGUGUGCCUGC